GUAAUAUUCUGAGUAUUGGAACUGAAAUGGUCUCUAUUGAGAAACUAUUUGAAGCCAUACAAAACUAGAAUUUGAGAUUGAAAAUGGAAACAGAGGCACUGCGACAUAUUUGGGCUAAUCCACAUUUGUUGGAUAUGAACAUGCGAUUAAUUAGUGAUCUUAAAUAAGCUACUUGACGCUGAUGCAAAUUCGUUCACUGUCAUACAUACAUAUGAAUAUUAUACACAUUUAAUACUAUAUAACAACUAGAUAAGAUAAUCAGAUUAUCAAAAAGUCUGCUUGUACAGAGAAAAACUAAGCUACGAGUAUAAAAGCACUAUGCAGUGCUAUCACGGGCAUUCUCGCAAAGGCAGCUUUUAACUACUUAGUUAAUCAUCCGUGAGAUGUUCACACGCAAAUUACACAACGCUGAUCCCAGCAAAGCUACAACUAUACCCGAUCCUGCAGCACCCAAUUAUCUACUUGGCGAUUAUAGUUACGGUAAACAGGGAGUGCGAGUGUUUCAACUGAAGAAAGAUGGACCCUUGCAUUAUGUCACCGAAUAUAAAGUAAAUUCGCAUAUGCGUCUGCGUACACAUAAGGAGUACUACGAAGCCGACAAUUCCGAUAUCAUCGGCAGUGAUGUGCAAGAGAAUACCAUCUAUGUGCAUGCACAAAGGCAUGGCCUACAUACACCUGAGGAAUUUGCGCUGACGCUUACGGCACAUUUUGUAGAGAAAUACGAUCUAGUCGCCGAAUCGAAUGUGCUUGUUGAGGAGAUGGCAUGGGAUCGUUUUGGUGAACAAGAGCGGCAGGGCUACUAUAAGGACCAGCGACAUAAUCAUGCGUUCAUGCGAAAUACGAAUGGCACGCAUGGUUGCGAGGUUGUGAGGAGAAGAGAUGCUCCACCAUUGUUGAUUGGCACUUUUCAUGGCUUGCGCAUUGUUAAGACGGCUCGUGCGCCAUUCACUGGCUAUGUGAAAGGUGAUUUCUUCUCUGAGGGCGAUAUGCACGAUCGAAUUUUAUGUACCGAUGUAAAUGCCCGUUGGCAGUAUGCAAAAGUGGAUGGUAUUGAUUUUGCGACGCAUUGGCUAAAGGUGCGUGACUUGAUAUUGCGUUCUUUCGGUGGUGAUCCCAAAGAGGGUGUGAUCACCACGAGUGUCCAAUAUACAGCUUAUAGCGCUGAACGGGCUGUACUUGAUGCGAUGCCCGAGAUUUGCAGCAUAUCCAUAAGUUUGCCAAAUUAUAGGCAUUUUCCGUUUGAUUUCACACGUUUCCCACCGUUCGAGCCGAAAGCUGACGUCAUUAUCGUUAAUCCAGAGGAGACACCAUUGGGUAUUGGAUAUGCGCAAUUGGACCGUUUGGCAAAGUGAAAUUCAGUUGAUAUUGCUGCGGUAGUGGAUGACUUCCUAUGAGGGAAAUUUUUGUAAUUAUUGUACUAAGAAAGUUUUAAGUAAAAUUUAAUUAAAAGUAAAAUAAAUAUUUGGUGAUAAACAUUGUUAAUUACCGAGAAGGUAGUCCCAGAUAGUUGAGGAUAUUACAAUUUAGGUAAUUCCUGAUAUAACAUUCGUUUGGGGGAAAAGAUAUACAAUAUUUCCAAAUGGCUUAAAACUGAUUUCCCCCAAAAUAAUAUUUUGUUUAGAGAUAUUCGAUUCUGAAGUUUAUUUA
This is a messenger RNA of Anastrepha ludens (Mexican fruit fly), 1647 nucleotides long. RefSeq names its product uricase-like. The transcript is spliced from 3 exons. Gene Ontology annotation, biological process: urate catabolic process; purine nucleobase catabolic process. Gene Ontology annotation, molecular function: urate oxidase activity. The record is from RefSeq and is a predicted model, not a curated record. Bases 384 to 1352 code for a protein of 322 amino acids. NCBI's taxonomy places the organism in Eukaryota, Metazoa, Arthropoda, Insecta, Diptera, Tephritidae. Gene Ontology annotation, cellular component: peroxisome.